Molecule: messenger RNA, 1323 nt
Organism: Triticum dicoccoides
Lineage: Eukaryota; Viridiplantae; Streptophyta; Magnoliopsida; Poales; Poaceae
Exons: 3
Coding region: 107-913 (268 amino acids)
Source: RefSeq, a predicted model, not a curated record
GCCCGUUCCUCACUCGCCUCCGAGCUCCUGCGACAAUGGUGGAUCUCGCAGCCCCGUCGCCUCCGUCGACAUCGCCGGCGGGCAUCCUCGCCGCUGCGGAGGAUUGAUGGCUGAGAUGGCGGCUGAUGGUGGGCAUGGUGGUGGGAAUCACCCAUUGCGUUGGACAUCUCCAAUGUCUGGGUUCAUGCUACAUCGAUUUGUAGAGCUCAUUGCUGGUGGAGUGAAGACGGACAAGGGCUUUAAGGAGGUGCAUCUAAACCAAGUGGCUAAGAAUUGUAGUGAGCACUUUGGUCUUUCCAUAACUGGGACCCAAGUGUACAACCACCUCCGCAAGUGGCGUGCUAGGUGGGUGAAGAUAAGUAAGCUCCGAGACAUUAGUGGGUCACUUUGGGAUGAUGCCAACUAUGUCAUAUCGCUGGAGGAAGAGCACUACCUGGGUCAUAUCAAGGACCAUCCCAAAGAUGUUGAGUAUCUCAAUGUGCCUUUAGAGAAUUAUGUUCAGAUGCUUGCUAUUUUUGGGAGUGGUAUUGCUACAGGAAGGUAUGCGAUGACAUCUCAUCAGGCUCUUGGGGUUCCUUCAAUGGUAGAAACCUCCCCAUCAUUUGUAAAUCUCGAAAGUUGUGGUUCUGAAUUUGUUGAUGGGAAUGAACCUGGCUCAAGUGCUACUGGUGCUGCUCAUGGGGAAGAUGGUGGUGUUACUGCUCAUGGGAAGGAACCAUGUAAGGAUGCGUCCAGCUCCACUGGCAAAAGGAAGAGGGCUAGCCUGAUGAGUGAAGAAGAAGUUCUGGUCAUGAGCAACAUGUCCGAUGCAGUCCGUGAAGUUGCUAUUGCUAUCAAGUCCACCGGAGAGGCACAUCCUGAACUUUACAAUUCUGUCAUGGAGCUCCCUGGUUUAGCGAGGAUGAUCUAUUGAUUGUCUUGGAUUAUCUCAAUGAGAACGCCAACAGGGCUAGGAGCCACUCAUUCGUGCAGAUGUCAGAGACUCGUCGCACUCGUUGGGCCAUUCACCACCUCUCCAAAUUCAACGGUGGAGUAUCCAUGCCCAAGGAUGGAGUGCCCAAGGAUGGAGUGCCCCUGGGUGGAGCGCCCAAGGAUGGAGUGUGACAAAUAUGUGCUAAUUCACACCAAGCUGACCAUAUUUUACUGUAUUUGGUCAGAAAAACCAUGCCCCCUAUAUAUGUGAUGUAUGAAAUGUAACAUGGACCUUAUGUUAUGUUUCUUUGUUGGACUGUAAUAUGGAUAAUAUGGAUUUCUGGCUAUCUAAUAUGUGAACUCUAGGAUCUAUUGGACUGUAAUAUGACCAUAUGGAUUUGUGGCUCUAUA